Mizuhopecten yessoensis (Yesso scallop) is the source of this 2502-nucleotide messenger RNA. RefSeq lists its product as uncharacterized. Gene Ontology annotation, cellular component: cytoplasm. Gene Ontology annotation, biological process: programmed cell death. The coding region runs from base 233 to 1756 and encodes 507 amino acids. The transcript is spliced from 9 exons. NCBI's taxonomy places the organism in Eukaryota, Metazoa, Mollusca, Bivalvia, Pectinida, Pectinidae. The record is from RefSeq and is a predicted model, not a curated record.
CAUAUCCUACAACUUCCGGUUUCACUUCAUCGAAGCAAUGUAACUUUAUGAAUGCGGAAGAAGAAUCAUUUGGUGUGAAAGUAUUCCAGUCGGUUUUCUUGAUAUAUUGCUGUUACAAGUUCGGUCGUGCAUCACUUCCACAUGUGUAGGGAGGUGGGGUUAUAUAAUAGAUCCUAGCCUGUUUCAAGAAGACAUGACGCUGUGAAGUGCAGUAACAGUCAGUAAAACAACAAUGUUUCGUGCCACUGCUGAAAAGUUUACGAAAAGUGUAUCCUCAAAUGGCGACACCUUCAUACCAGUGGAGUCUAUCACAAGCGCCCACGAUCUCAAACUCCUCCAGAUUGUGGUCAAAGAGAUUAAACGACACUGCAUUUUCUUUAAAAAAGUGACAUACAAACCAUACAAUUUUGAGCUGAGUGAUGUACUGUUAAAUUCCCAUGUACCAAUGCAUGUUGACGAGAAUACCCAAGAGGGCUUCUGUAAGUGGCACAGGACUAUAGAACUAUCCCUAAGUGGGAAAUUUGGAGUCGCUAUUCUGGAAGAAUUGGCAGAUGUGACGUUAUCAUCAUCGGACACUGUCAAUAUUGAGGCUAAUUUAGGUCAACUCAACCUUGUUAAGCUGAACUCCGCUAGUCUGGAACAAGGACUUAUUAAAAGGAGGAUUGAUUUGAGCCAUGUCCUGAUAGAGCAAAUCCGUUUCAAGAGAAAGAGAGUUUUAUGUGUGGUCCAGAGUAUCGUCAAACUGGCUCAAGAUGCGGAGGUCAAGAGAACAGAUAAAAUAGAUAUCGGCGGCGGGAUAAACACCAGAGUGCCGGUAUGCUGUAUACAGGGUGGCAGUGAAAGCAGCGUGAGUGCCACUGGGUCUAUUAUCGACGACACAAUAGGUGAUAUAGGUCUCCUGAAAGCCCAGCCAAUAGCAUACAAGGUAUGGGAGCUCCAAGUGGAUAAAUACGGAGGAGGGAUUGUACCUUGUAUCACGGAGGAUAUUCCUGGUGGAUUUAUGAACAAGGAAGACAUUAUAGGCCGUCCCCCUAUACCAGCAAGUACCAUUGAUGUAAACAAUACUGAUGGCCUAGAAACUGAUGGCGCUGGCCCUGGUACCGUUGCUCGGAUUUCCGUAUCUGGUCCUGUCGACCCCCCAGACAAAGUUUGCCGAAUUCUGAAACCUCUGUUUUCCAUGCCAGAGAUACAAAGAGAGAAAAUCAACGAUUUGCUUUUCCAUGCUUCAACAGAAGAUUUUGAAAAGUUGGACAUUCUUUUUGACCAGGUAGAGAACAGAUUUCAUGAUCCCAAUACUGAGGACAAACUAUCUUUUCACGGAAUCUCAGAUUUAAAAUUCAAGGACCAGGACAUUUGUUGUAACUUUCUUACUCUGGCUGGAUUUGAACUGAAGGAAGAUGAAAAUAAGAUGACAUCACCUGCAGCAUGUACUCCAGCUUUUGAAGCAUGCUGCCACCUGAUGGAGGCCAUGACAGAGCUACCGGAAGAUGUGAUGUCACUGGUCCGAGGCUGCAAGUCUAGUUUAUGUCCGACUUUGCUUCACGUGAUUGAACAGUUCUUGAAUGGAAGGCCAAUGGUGGAGUUAACUCGAUAUGUUGAGGAGCUGGCCCGCGAUCCCAUGGGAAUGGAACUACUGAAUACCUUAAACAUUAAGGUGGACAUGGAAAGGAAAAAUCCACUGAUAGCUCGGGAUGGGGGACUCAAUGAAUGUGUGGAUGAACUUUAUUGGUGGUUGUGUGCAACACAUAUGCGGUAACAUCGCACUUAGAAAUAUCAUUUAUAGUGACAUUACACUUAGUGACAUCACACUCAGUGACAUCAUACUUAGUGACAUCAUACAUAGUGACAUCACACUUAGUGACAUCAUACUUAGUGACAUCAUACAUAGUGACAUCAUACAUAAUGACAUCAUACAGUGACAUCAUACAUAGUGACAUUAUACAUAGUGACAAUAUACAUAGUGACAUCAUACAUAGUGACAUCACACUUAGUGACAUCAUACUUAGUGACAUCAUACAUAGUGACAUCAUACAUAGUGACAUCAUACAGUGACAUCAUACAUAGUGACAUUAUACAUAGUGACAAUAUACAUAGUGACAUCAUACAUAGUGACAUCACACUUAGUGACAUCAUACUUAGUGACAUCAUACAUAGUGACAUCAUACAUAGUGACAUCAUACAGUGACAUCAUACAUAGUGACAUUAUACAUAGUGACAAUAUACAUAGUGACAUCAUACAUAGUGACAUCACACUUAGUGACAUCAUACUUAGUGACAUCAUACAUAGUGACAUCAUACUUAGUGACAUCAUACUUAGUGACAUCAUACAUAGUGACAUCAUACAUAGUGACAUCAUACAUAGUGACAUCAUACUUAGUGACAUCAUACAUAGAGACAUCAUACAUAGUGACAUCAUACAAAGUGACAUCACACAUAGUGACAUCACACUUAGUGACAUCAUACUUAGUGACAUCACACAUAGUGACAUCACACAUAGUGACA